Molecule: messenger RNA, 4591 nt
Organism: Astyanax mexicanus (Mexican tetra)
Lineage: Eukaryota; Metazoa; Chordata; Actinopteri; Characiformes; Acestrorhamphidae
Gene: acss2l
Product: acyl-CoA synthetase short chain family member 2 like
Exons: 18
Coding region: 116-2146 (676 amino acids)
Molecular function (GO): AMP binding; acetyl-CoA synthetase activity
Source: RefSeq, a predicted model, not a curated record
CUUGAUAGGCGAAGCGCGGGGCAGCUUUCUACUGCCAAUGCCUUUGAGAGUUCAAGCAGUGAGGAACUUGGGAGUUGAUCACUGGAUCGCUUUAUAAAGCCUAUCAGACAGAGUCAUGGUUGUCCCAGGGCAGCAGAACACAGAGGAGAAGAUCUUCCACCCUCCAGAAGAUCUCAGGGUGGAUGCUCACGUGCCUGACCUGGAGUCUUACCUUGCUCUGUAUAAAAAGUCCAUUGAGGAGCCUGAAGAGUUCUGGAGGGAUGUAGCUCAGGAGUUCUACUGGAAGGAGCCUCCCUCAGGCCAAAUGCUGCAAUACAACUUUGAUGCCACCAAGGGGAAGGUGUAUGUCAAGUUCAUGGAAGGAGCCAAGACCAAUAUGUGCUACAAUGUGCUGGACCGCAACGUCCUGGACCGCAACCUGGGGAGCAGGGUGGCUUUCCACUGGGAGGGGAACUCACCUGAUCACCACAUGACCAUCACCUACAGCCAGCUUCUAAAGCAGGUGUGCAGAUGUGCCAAUGCCCUGAAGCAGAUGGGUGUAAAGAAAGGAGACAGAGUGGCCAUUUACCUGCCUAUGAUCCCAGAGCUUGUGUACUCAAUGCUAGCCUGCGCCAGAAUAGGAGCCGUGCAUUCAAUUGUGUUUGCAGGGUUCUCUUCAGAGUCUCUGGCUGAGAGGAUCAUGGAUGCUCAGUGUACUGUCUUGGUGACUGCAGAUGGUGUGUACAGAGGCGAUAAACUGAUCAAAUUGAAGCAGAUUUCUGAUGAAGCCCUGGACCACUGUCGAGAGAAAAAUUCAUUGACAGUGCGGAAGUGUCUGGUAGUAAAGCACCAUGCUUUCAGGAUACAUAGCAAUGAUACCUGCAAUAAGCUACAGACACCGUGGAAUGCGGAGUGUGAUGUGUGGUGGGAUGAAGCAGUAGAGGGUGUGUCAGAUGAGUGUGAUCCUGAGUGGAUGGAAGCUGAAGACCCGCUCUUUAUUCUCUACACCAGCGGCUCCACUGGCAAACCCAAGGGAGUACUGCACACUAUUGCAGGCUACCUGCUCUACACAUCCCUCACAUUCAAAUAUGUAUUUGAUCAUCACCGUGACGACGUCUACUGGUGCACCGCAGACAUUGGCUGGAUCACAGGCCACUCCUACAUCACAUACGGCCCUUUAGCCAAUGGGGCUACCAGUGUGCUAUUUGAAGGCAUUCCAGUCCACCCUCAUGUGGGCAGGUUCUGGGAGAUCAUAGAGAAGUACAGAGUGUCAAAAUUCUACACAGCACCUACUGCCAUCAGACUGCUCAUGAAGUACGGCAGAGAGCCUUUAAGCAAGUACGAUCUGUCCAGUCUACGAGUGCUGGGAACUGUGGGAGAGCCUAUUAACCCAGAGGCCUGGCUGUGGUACCAUGAUGCUGUGGGGCAAGGCAGAUGCCCUGUUGUAGACACAUUCUGGCAGACUGAAACGGGAGGUCAUGUUCUGACUCCUCUGCCCGCUGCUACGCCUCUAAAGCCAGGCUCUGCUACUUUGCCUUUUUUUGGAGUGCUGCCCAUCAUCCUAAACGAGCACGGGGAGGAGCUGGAGGGAGAGGCAGAGGGCUACCUGGUUUUCCAGAAGCCCUGGCCAGGCAUUAUGCGGGGUGUGUAUGGAAAUCAGGAGCGUUUUGAGAACACCUACUUCAAAAAGUUUCCAGGAUUUUAUGUGACGGGAGACGGGUGCAGGAGGGAUAAGGAUGGCUACUACUGGAUCACAGGCAGGAUAGAUGACAUGCUCAAUGUCUCUGGUCACCUAUUGAGCACAUCAGAAGUGGAGGCAGCACUAUCAGAGCACUCGGCUGUCGCUGAGGCCGCGGUGGUCAGCCGCCCACACACCAUAAAGGGGGAGUGUCUGUACUGCUUUGUCACUCUGAAAGACUGCAGAGAGUUUAACCACACACUGUUGGAGGAGCUGAAGAGGAAAGUGAGGGAGAAGAUUGGCCCAAUAGCCACUCCAGACUUCAUCCAGAACGCUCCAGCCCUCCCCAAAACCCGCUCAGGUAAGAUAAUGAGACGUGUCCUGAGGCAGAUCGCCCGUAACGAGAAGGACCUGGGGGACCUGUCCACUCUGGCUGACCCCAAGGUCGUGGAGGUGCUCUUGAGCCAAAGAUGUGAGGCAGCAGCAUGAGCGCAUCCCCCCGUCUGCUGCUCUUUAAACCCCCUCUUCACUUUUGAGACAAGGACAACAGACUGGUGUAGAUUGUGACCCCUGUGAUAAAAUCACAGCUUUAAUGAUGCACAACGUACUUCCUAUCCCAAUACUGUAGGGUCACGACCCACAGUGAGCUUCCCAAUGUCAGUUAUAUUCACAGUCUGGCAGUUCUGGCAUUCUAAUUAAUAUAAUGUGAGUAAUGAAUUUUGGUUGAACCAGAUUUCAGUAUGUCAUUUCUAUUCAUGUGAGGUAUGACUGCACUCAGGUUUGUGGCAAAUUCUGUAUGAUCGUACACUCAUCAACAAAAAAGUGACGCACCAAGUAGAAGUUGAAGAAAUUGAUUGUAAAAUUAUAGGCCCUAUGCUCAUUGUUAUCUUACACCCUGCAAACAGCCUAUUUUCAUGCCUUCUGCCUGCGUCAUUUAAAUAGCAACGAUGUGGUGGUCUCAAAAUGUGGUGUGUUCAGGUAAAUUUCAAGCAUAUAACUCCCUUGACAACGAAAAACUCAGUGCGCCAUUGACUGAAUAUAACCUAGACAACAGUCAACAGUCAGACGUUUAUUGCUUAUUUGUGAAUGGCAGUGCUAGCAAAAUCAGAGCACAUCUGGCUCUUAAACAGAAUGGCAAGUGGCACCGUGAUUGGUUAAUUUUAUGUUACAGCCAAAACACAUCCAUGAUAAAUUAAGAGAAUUAGUACAUGCCUUUUUGUGUGUUUCGAGCUGCGAAAAGCAUACUUUUCCCACCGUUACAAUAGUAAAGAGACAAUGACGCGCCCUAAAUCAAGCUCUGUGCAGUUUACGGCUCGCCUAUAGAUCGCUAAAGUAGGGGCCUCUAUAUGUGUGAAUGUAAUUAUAAUACUUAUGUGUAAAUGAUUUCACUAUUAAAGUGAAAGGGUAGUCUGUAUAAUUGACAAGAGACGCUAGUAUUCAGUUGGGCCUCCACUAGCUUGGAUAGAAGAUGAGAUACGUUUGGGUGUGGAGGCAUACAGGUUCUGUUUGGCAUCCUGUGGCACAUUUGCCCACAGAUAUUGAAGCUGGGCCUGUAGAUCCUGCUCACUCAUGGGUUGUCAAAGCUGGCAUCCCAGUUGAUCAUAUUAAUUCUCAACUAUCUAACAAGGCAGGCAAACAAGUGUUGCAAUCUGCUGGAAACAUUAUUGGGAAACUCUUGCAGCGUGUGGGCGAGCAUUAUCCUGCUGAAAAAUGCCAAUUGGAUGCCCUGCCAUAAAAAGCAACACACAUGUCGCACCAAGAGGUACAUUAUCCACACAAUAUAAGAUAAGAUUUGCAGGGUGUUUUGUUGUUGAGUGUACUUUCAAGUGAAAUGGAAACUGAUGCAGUGCAGAUUUGGGGGCCAACAAACAAACAGUUAAAGUUUUAUGCAGUAGUGACAUAGAGAUUGUUUGGUUUAUUGUUUAUGUAAAGGAGUGUUACUCAAGAAUCAAGAACCUCUAGAGGUUAGAAAAAGUUCAACACAACUACACUGGAACAUUUUUAUUCCCUGUUCAAACACAUUAUAUUCCUAGGUGCCUCUAUAAUCUAUUUUUCCAGAAAGUAUUACAGUCUGAUUUUGCUGCCUAUGAACUUUAAAUAUUCUUCUUGGUUUAGCUGUGGCAUUUUGUUUUUAGCUUUUUACAAUGAUAGGAAAUUAUGCCCACUAUAACAUUUAUCUCCUGGACAGAGAUAUUCUAAUCCAACAAACAUUUAAAAUUCAGCACUUAAUAAGUACCAGUAGCUGCUGUGAGAAUUAUUAAGUGUAUCACUGUCUGUUCUUUCCAGUGAGCUCUCAUAAGUUUAUCAGUCACUACCUGUGUUAGUGUGCAAUUUGUGGGGGACUAGUAUUACGCAUAAUUUUCCUGAAAGAAACUCAAAGCUUUCCCUUCUAAGCUCUAAAACUAAUAAAUAUUCAUCUAUUUUGUUCAUUAUGUAAACAGUAAGGAAUGAAAUAUUUAUUUUACAGAUUUACAGCACAUACAAUCCUGUCCAGAAGGGAUGCUGCUAGUUUUGUGGUCAGCUUGGUUUCCCCCUGGCCUGAAAUAAUUUUCUCCAUUUUGGAAAAGCACUUCCAAAGUUAACUCUUGUUUUAGCACUUAUAUUUUCAUAUAGAUUUGGGGCAACACAAUGAUUAGUAUUAUUUUAUUAGUUUCUAUAUAUUUCACAGUUUUGAAUUUUUCAGAAAAGGGAAAGACAUUGGACAUUGAUUAAUGCUUCUUUAAUGCUAUCCAGUUACUGAUCAUAUCACACAAGCUGCAUAUGCCAACAUUUUAACAUACACUGUUUAUUUUAAGAUUCUGAGUCAUCUGACUCUUUGCUUAAAGUGGCAUUCACUGUUUGACUUUAGCCUGUUUUUUUUCUUGUGUAUAAUAAAGAUUUUGUCAAAUGUAUUGAACUUUCAUAAUAAAGCUUGAACUUUAGAUCAUUUAUUAA